GCUUUCUCCUCUCGGCCUCUUUUCCUUCCACAUCUACGUCCACCCGCCAUCUUCCCGUGACGGUACCCCGACAUCCAAUUCCACCGCCUCUGUAAUCGUGUAUCAUGUGGUAACGGAUUGGCACUAUUGUAUUAGUAUAAUUUUUAUUCGUUCGCCCCAUAUCGUGGUCCCCCGCAACAAGUCAUUAGCCAUGCCACGCCCGAAGCGAACUCGCGUUGCGUCGACUCGAACAACAGCCAAGGCACACGGCCCAGUCGUAGCCAGCGGGCCGCCAGAGCAACCAAAGCCUGCCCAGUCAAGCUCUGAUCUAUACGAUGUGAGCGAUCGCGAGAAGGCAAAAGUAGAGCGGAAGCGCAGAUCGACGCGCUCGAAGCCAACCUCAGCGUCACAGCAAUUGCAGUUGCUGGAGACUGCGCGUCAGCGACGUGAUUCGGCCAUGGACAGACUAGAGAAUAUGAUGUCUACACCAAGCAACGAGGCAGGAGAGCCUGCCGAUGAGUCGGAUCUUUCAGUUGAAUUAGGACGCCGUGUCGCUGGGACCCCGCAGCAUAGGAGAAUGGCCGACUUCUCAGGAUUAGACCUAGACGAUGCUGAUUUCGACGACUUGAACACCACCUUUAACACUGCGGGCCCAGCUAGCGCGCAGCGGUCUGCUGAGACAUCUACCAUGUCUGCUAGCGUGUUCCGGAGGCGACCUCGCGCGGGGAGCUUUCUGAGCCGGGAGGAUGGCUACAUCCGACCCAGCAGCCGCGGCGGCCCCAACACGCCCGGCCUUAGCUCAACUUUCAAUAUCGGCGUGUUUAAGAGAAGGGCGCGGGAGCCCAGCAUUCUCGGCACGGCGCAAAAGCCUCGCUCCCAACGAUCGGAGCCCGAGCCCGAGCCACCAUCGUCCCAGCCUGAGGACGAAGACGAAGAUGAAGACGAGGCAAUCGAAGAGGAUGCAUUCGCUCCUGAAGAGACAUCGACUCCACUCAGGCGUUCCAAGAGGCGCUCUGGUCAGACCGACGCCAGCCGAGCAUCUCCACAGGCUUCAUCUAGCGUCAAGACGCGCAAGCGAAAGUCUUCUAAAGGUCACGAACGCCGUGCCCGAUCCUCUCCAUUCCAAGAUAAUGGCGACGGGCCCGUAGAAGGCCCUGCAUCACCGCAAUCGGAACCAGACUUGCCUCCUCUACCAUCUACCCCCCCUCGAGGACUUAGCCGACCGAGGACGCCUGUCAUGGACGAGGAACUAAUGGCGCCCCCCAUGAGCAGCGGCUCCUCGGCGGGUGACCCGGAGGAGGGCUGGCCGCCGCUGCAAUUACUCGGUCGCGGUCGUCCGCCGCGACGUGCCGCCUCGGCGCUGCAGCGACGGACGGCAACAUCCCAAGACAAUCUGUCUGAUAUGUCGUCGCCACCAUCACUCACCUACUCGCCCAACUACCGCGACGCGUCAUCGCCGCCCCCGCCCCCGCCGCCGAGACAGGCUAGCAAGCCAAGGCGCAGGGCCGCCUCCCGGCCGGAGAACGUGCAAGUCACCACCGCGGAUCUGGCCGGCCUGCUACCACGCCGGCGCGCCAGGAACGCACGUGUCGGCUCCGACGGUUACGACGAUGAAGAGUCCGAUGCUGAGGUCGACGCCUCGGGGCUCGGAAAUGACGACGACGAGCUCUCGUAUCUCGACGUGCGAACCCGUAGGCGUCUGGGGCGGUCGGCCUCGCGCGGGGCGGGUGCAAGAGCCAAGUCGAAGCAGCGCAGCGGUAGCGGCGGGAGUAAGGCGAAGCAGCCACAGACGCCCGUCGUCAAGUCGAGGUCCAAGCGGACCACCAUAACGUACGGCCGGGUGUCUGACAACGAGAACCAGGAGGAGGGUGAAGAGGAGGAGGACGAUGUCUUGGGCUCGACAGGGGCUGGCGGGGAAGGCGUGGGCCCAGAGGACAGCCAAGCGAUGGUGACGCGUGUGGGCGACGAGUUGAAGCGGGCGGCGCGCAAGUUCCAGGAGGUGGACAAGUGGCAGCUGGACUACGAGGAGAUGACGCAGAGCAGCUCGCCGCGGGACGCGCGCUGAUGCGUAGACGCAUCGAAGCUGGGGCUACGUGGGCUCGCUGCCUGCUUGCCGCCCGUCUUUGCGUCAUACUAUCCGGAGGCUUCGGGUCAGAGGAGAAAUUCGAGGUUCAAGGUGGUCGGUUGGGUUAGAAGGUGUAGGGGUGUGGGAAGGAGAAGGAGGAAAGGGUAUAAGGAUAUAUCCAUGCUUGUUCAUUCCAUGAUGAGAGAAAAAUUUGCCGCCCUUGGCUCUCCCCUUCCCGUCCCGUUCUCUACAUCCACUGGACGUGUUAUCAUGGAUAUGUUCAACAAGUCGUUGGCUGUUUGCGUCUCAUGUCCGGUUUAUCUGUCUGUCCCAUCCGUCUCGAAGGGAAGCAUAUAUACUACAGAAACCUUGAAAGUGCUCGAGCUGAGGGCUUUCAUGCACCAAGGCACAGAAAUAGCUGUUUUUGUUAAUGGGAUACGGCACAGUGCGGUAUGGUGUGUUGUGGUAAGAGGUGUCGCCGUAACCCGAUACCCAGGUCUCGG
Molecule: messenger RNA, 2547 nt
Organism: Durotheca rogersii
Lineage: Eukaryota; Fungi; Ascomycota; Sordariomycetes; Xylariales; Xylariaceae
Exons: 1
Coding region: 191-2044 (617 amino acids)
Source: RefSeq, a predicted model, not a curated record